This is a messenger RNA of Suillus paluster, 2436 nucleotides long. RefSeq names its product Afadin and alpha-actinin-binding-domain-containing protein. The transcript has 6 exons. The record is from RefSeq and is a predicted model, not a curated record. NCBI's taxonomy places the organism in Eukaryota, Fungi, Basidiomycota, Agaricomycetes, Boletales, Suillaceae. Bases 1 to 2436 code for a protein of 811 amino acids.
AUGGCUGCAACACCACGGAAGCUGGUGCACUGGGCUCUUGAUGUCUCUAUCUCCGACUUUGGAUCACCAUGCUCGGAAGCAACAUCCUCCGAUUCCGUCGCAUCAACUUCCAGUCUGCAGUACAUUAACUCUCAACUUGUAGCACAUGGAUUCACCCAUUCACCUGGGCUCUCCUUUGAAGGACUCUCAAAUUCUGACACCGAUCAGCUGGCAAAGUGUUUGCUUGCUAUGCUAAGCCAAAGAGCGAAUGACAUGUCUCGCACUGAAGAUUUGUCGACAAAUUUACGAACUCUCUCUUACGACCACGAGCGGCUCAUGGGGAUGCAUCGCUCAGCCACUGAGAAGGCAGCUAAUGCAGAGCGCGAAAUGAACGUUUACAAGUCACGGCUUGUGACGGCUUCCAAAACCUUGGCAGCUUCGGAAUCAGCCCAUAAGCAGACUUCGGCUGAACUUCAGCGAACGCGCUCCACGUUGAUCGCUCUUCGGGCAACUCAUUCAACAGAAAUCAAAAAGAAAGAGAAAGACGUGGAGCGCAUCAUUGAGAAAUGGUCAAAACUAUCCGACAUGCAGACGAAGCUAUCGAUUUCAUCCUCAGGAUUGACUUUUCGAUGUGGCAACGCGGACGUGGUGAGCGGGUCUGAAACCCUCGGAAAGGGGAAGGGAUACCUAGAGAUUGCUCUUGACCAAGCUGAAUCUGCUCGCGCUUCACUAGCUGAUGAAGCGUUGGCGUUACAGCGGCUUGUCGUGAGUGUCGCGAACCGACUGCAGUCUGUGCUACAUGAACUGCGAUGCUUGAUUUCACCCUGUGAUGAAGAGCCCGCAAUAAUAACGCACAGCGUAUUGUUCCCAUUAACGCCUCCCAACGCUGCGGGUGACAAGUUUUCUACGCUCUUCUCCUCGGCACACAGCGUCCUCGAUGAUAUCUCAAAGCACCUGUCACAGCGCUCACAAGUUGCGGCACCACCAGCACCGGACUACGCCAAGGCCUCGGACGCUCUGGAAAAUCAGCGAUUACAAGGCAUCAUCAACGAUUUGCGCUCAGAACUUGAUGAAGCCAAGAAACUUCAUGAGAGGCAUAUUGCAGAGACUCAGGCUCUCCUAACGCAGAUUGCAUCACAAGUAUCAUCUACGGAACGAGAUCCAAGGGAUGCAAGUGUUGAGCUCAUGACACAACCAGAACGAGAUCUUGCUGCUGAACGCCUUGAACGCAUGAAAAUUGAACUUGAUGAGGAGCGGAGAAAGUUCACAAACGCUGCUGUGAAACUUGGCAAGGAGAAAGCCACUCUGGAGGCGGAGCGUAUCCAGUUCCUUGAGGAGAGGCGCUCCUGGCAAGUCGAGCAGAUGCUCUCCGAUCUCCCACCGACCCCCAACCCCACUUCCCAACCUACACCUCGGUCGCCUCAGGGUCAUAAAAACAAGUCGCCCCGAAAGUCACCCAUGAAGCCCAAGGUCGUCGGCAAGGUGACCAGUAGAAAGACUCGAGUGUCUCGGCGCUUCUCGUCGUUCUCGAUUCUACCACCAAACAAAGUGGAACCUGCUUACGAGACGGAAGUAAUUCCCAUCGCUAUCUCGCCAGCUGCCUUUGAGGCGUUGGGUACGAAGUCGACUUUGGCGCGGUCUGUUCUGCCCUCCGCGUUUGUGCUCCCUCCGCGUUCACCCCGGACGUCCUUGCCCCCUGUAGAGGCAUUCCUUCCUCCUGUGGCCACCGUGCAUCAAGCAUCGCCAGGAAGAAAAUUAUACACGUCCACUGACACCAAGUCAGUGUCCGCUUCGAGUUCCGAUGCAUCUUCAUCAGAUUCCUCGUCUCCUUCUGCUCCAACAAGGGCAGCAAUACCGACAAUUGUCCUCCCAUCACCUAAAACACCUCCCGCUGUCAUAAACACACGCCGCCCGUUCCCCCUUGCAAAACCUCUUGCACCACAUAUGUCACAUGCUUACUCGCCUGCAAAACCGAGUCCACUCUCCCGCAUUCUCAUGCUCGCGAAUUCACCUGACAGCCCCGACGGGGUGUCGGAAGAGAGCGAAGACUCUCCGACGCCUGCUGUGCACCCACCCGUCGCUGCCAUGAAGCCAUUUACAAGUGAAUCAGAGUCAAAUGACAGCCCUCUGAGGGAGAAGAAAACCGAGCUAAAUGUUGUUCCUCUACCUCCCCUCAAGAAAAUGCCACCCCCUGAAUCAAAACGCUUAUCGACGAAGGAUAAGGGAAAGACUAAAGCGGAGCUCGUCGUACCUGGAAAACUGAAGCCAGAGAAAGAAAACCGCGACAAGAUCCCUCGAAAACCCUCUCCUUUACCUCCUGCUCCUCAACAAAAGCUGAAAAUCAGUAGCUUAGCUGCUAGCAAGCCUGUACCAAAGCUGCCUACCGGAAAGGGUGGUGCGAGGAGGGUAUUGAUUGGAAGUGCCGAAGCUGCUCCUGUGCCUGGAUGGAGAGGUUGA